Molecule: messenger RNA, 2464 nt
Organism: Aspergillus heteromorphus CBS 117.55
Lineage: Eukaryota; Fungi; Ascomycota; Eurotiomycetes; Eurotiales; Aspergillaceae
Exons: 1
Coding region: 29-2251 (740 amino acids)
Source: RefSeq, a predicted model, not a curated record
CACCAUUCCUGGCCCCGCUAUAGAGCUAAUGGCUAACAGCAGCUCCCCAGACUACAAAGCGCUCUUCUUGAGAGCAGAGGAAGAGCGACGACAUGAAGCAGAGUUAAGAGGACAAGCAGAGGAAAGCCAGCGUCAGGCAGAGGAAAGCCAGCGUCAGGCAGAGAAGGAAAGGGAUCAGGGACACGAACAAACUCGACAAUCGACUUUUGGUGAACUCAUUCGACAUUGCCAUAACCUGUUCUCGCGACCUUUGAGAACCGAAGAUCCGUCUCGCUCUACUACGGGACAGAUACCAGCGCCCACUGGGAAAUGUUGCCCGCUACAGCUCCUCCCGUGGACUGACUGUGUAAUCAGACAGCAAGAAAUCUACCGCUCUGUUUGCAAUUAUUUGGAGCCAUCAGGGCAAGAUGCCAAGCAGCUCUUCAUUCCACGUCUUGUGCUGGAGGGUUUCGGGCAAGAAUUGAGGAGACCCAUAAGCAGUGAACAAGAUUUGGUGAUCUAUGAACACUUCAGCGUGGAAAAUCUUGUUCGUGAUAUCAUUGCAGCGCUCUGCAAGAUACCUGCCGCUCGAGAUGAGUUCCAGUUGAGUGAUGGAGUCAGUUUUGAUAAUCACGCAAACGCUCUUAAUCCUCCUGCAACUGACUUAUCGCAACUGAAACAAUUAUCAACCUCGCGGCCUUCCAGGCCAGAUCUAUUUUGCAUACGCCGUGUCGGUGAUAAUUCAGAAUCUAUCCUCAUAACAGUUGAGUACAAACCACCUCAUAAACUAAGUGUCGAAAAUCUUCGCUCCGGAUUGCGACCGAUGCGGUUCUGGGAAGAGGUGGUGGCGCCCGAUUCCAUCCCUACGCAAGAGCCCGAGAAACUGAGAUAUAAUGCUGCCCGGCUAACAGGCUCGGCGCUAGUCCAAGAGUUCUAUGUGAUGAUUCAGAAAGGGCUCGAAUACUCCUAUAUAACAAACGGAUUAGCGGUAGUGCUGCUGCGAGUCCCUUAUGAUAACCCGACCACUUUAUACUAUCACCUCUGCGAACCCAAUAAGGAAGUGAAUCCCGAGGAUGAUCAGAGCUUUCAACAGCCAGCAACAAGUAUUGCCCGAGUGUUAUGCCUCUGCCUGAUGAGCUUCCGUUCAAGAUUACGUGAUCAGAAGUGGCGAAAUAAUGCGCGGGAUCAGCUUCCAGAAUGGACGACGAGUUUUGAUCACGAACAUUCCAGAAUCCCAGAGGCAGAAUUGCGACAGAACCCUCCAGAUGCGCAAUAUACUCCGUCGGUACAUACGAGCCCCGACCGUACCGGUUCGGAGUUUCUGCCAUCGUCCCCUGCUGAAUCCCCUACAGAGGGACGUCGACCGCCAACUCGGUCUCAGACUCAGUGUGCACCAUCGAAACCAAGCCUUCGCAAUGACUCUUCAGAUUCUGAUGAGGAGCCAACGCUCAGGGGGCAGAAGCGUCGCUUCAGUCAAAUCACGUCGUCUCCGUCAUCCCCAUCUGUACGGCGAUCGGCGCGUCAGACAGGCUCCGGAUAUGUUCCAAGCGAUCAAAACCAACAUCAUAAGGCGCAGUUUUGUACUCAGCGGUGUCUACUUGGCCUGCAACAGGGGGGCUUACUAGACGAGUACUGCCCGAAUGUAACACUCCACCGGAAGGUGGGAAGCAGCAGUCGGCACCUCAUCAACGCGGAGACAUUGAUUCAACAGAUUAAACAGCAGCUGGAUAAUGAUAUCGACGAUUGUGCACCUAUGGGAGGCUGUGGAGCAUCUGGGGCGCCGUUUAAGAUCACCUGUGCAAUAUAUGGCUAUACUGUUGUUGGCAAAGGGACUACAUCUUAUCUCUGGAACGAGGUGUCGCGCGAGGCAGAUAUCUAUCGUAUUCUUUCGCGAAUACAGGGUUCGGUGGUUCCGGUGUUUCUCGGCGCGAUCGACUUGGCCAAGAUCUACUUUUUGCAUGGAGCCGGAGAGAUUCGACAUAUGCUACUUAUGGCUUGGGCAGGAAAGCCGAUCAGCAAAACCGAAGCAACCAGCCCUGAUAUCUCUAGCUCCAUCUCCAAAUCGAUAAAGGAGAUUCGCUCAUUGGGAGUUUUACAUCAGGAUCUUCGGCUGGAGAAUUUUCUGUGGAAUGAUGAGCUACGCCGGGUUCUGAUUAUUGACUUCCAUUGUUCAGUCUUGGACCGUCAACUGAUAAACAAGCGGAUGAGGCUGCCUGGGAAGAUCCCGUCCGGAGCAGAUACGCGUAAGCAAACGCGACUCCGUCCAGUAUAGAAUGGGAAGUCCAAAAGGAGCAAAAGGUAAAGGGAAGAAGACUUUAUCCCCGCCAGGCCCAGUGAGUUAUAUACUAUUCCCUGAGAGACAGGAACUACAGGCAGAGAGCCCCAAGGGGAUAGGUUUUUAGUUAUUAUUAUUCAAAAUGGAUUCGGAGUCGCAACGACAUCCCCCGAAUGGGCCCCAUGGACCAUCAUCCGAUUGUAGCAAAGA